Messenger RNA from Peronospora matthiolae, 168 nucleotides. The record is from the annotation of a GenBank genome assembly. NCBI's taxonomy places the organism in Eukaryota, Oomycota, Peronosporomycetes, Peronosporales, Peronosporaceae.
AUGCGAUGCGCGAGCAAGGCCGCCGAGAGCGCGUCUGCACGUCUCUGCGCGGAUGCCGAAGCAGAAACCACAGCAACUGAGGUCUCAUCGGUUGCUGAAGCGACUCAGCCUGUGUCACUUGGCGAUGCAGAUGCUGGUCAUGAAGUCACUCAUGUCUUCACAGAGUAA